CUCACUCACCCAUCACUUAGCACUUGCCGUCACUUUACCAUCACUUGGCCCUUGUCACCAUCACUGCCCAAGGCUGGCUACUUCUGAAGCCCCCGACGCCAUGGAGGAGUGGGAUGUGCCCCAGAUGAAGAAGGAGGUUGAGAGCCUCAAGUAUCAGCUGGCCUUCAAAAGGGAGAUGUCAUCCAAGACCAUCCCUGAGCUUCUCAAGUGGAUUGAGGACGGGAUCCCCAAGGACCCCUUCCUGAACCCUGAUCUCAUGAAGAACAACCCAUGGGUGGAGAAGGGCAAGUGUGCCAUCCUGUGAGAACCCCACACUCCCGGGCUUGUGCCUCUGUGAAAAGAACAACUCUGUAAAGGUGUGACUUUUAUAAAGACUUCUGGGGAUA
Messenger RNA from Artibeus jamaicensis (Jamaican fruit-eating bat), 386 nucleotides. It is a transcript of the gene GNG13, whose product is annotated as G protein subunit gamma 13. Gene Ontology annotation, biological process: phospholipase C-activating G protein-coupled receptor signaling pathway; sensory perception of taste. Gene Ontology annotation, cellular component: heterotrimeric G-protein complex. The record is from RefSeq and is a predicted model, not a curated record. NCBI's taxonomy places the organism in Eukaryota, Metazoa, Chordata, Mammalia, Chiroptera, Phyllostomidae. Bases 101 to 304 code for a protein of 67 amino acids. The transcript has 3 exons. Gene Ontology annotation, molecular function: G-protein beta-subunit binding.